AUGGAUCGCGGCCUACAAACGCUCGCCGCCAACUACUAUCCGCGUUGCUCUCAGCCAGAACAUGCAAUUGGUAUACCACAUCACACUGAUCAUGGCCUUGUCACUCUCGUCAUCCAGAAUGAGAUGAAUGGCCUCCAAGUUGAACACAACGGCCAGUGGCUCACCGUCAAUGGCCCUGCCAACGGAUUCUUUGUCAACCUCGCUGACCAAAUGCAAAUUCUUACUAAUGGCAAAUACAAGAGUGUGGUGCAUCGGGCAACUUUCAACAACAAAGCUUCGAGGAUAUCUAUUGCCAUACCACAUGGACGAUCUGUUGAUACAAUUAAUGUACCGGCGCCGGAGUUGCUGGAAAAAGAAGGCCAAGCUCCGAAAUACAUUGGAAUGAACUAUAAGGAGUAUAUCCAGCGUCAACAAAGCGGCAAGAACUAUAUGAAAUCCACCUUUGAUCACAUACUAGCGUAA
Messenger RNA from Malus domestica (apple), 462 nucleotides. Its product is annotated as protein DMR6-LIKE OXYGENASE 2-like. Lineage: Eukaryota; Viridiplantae; Streptophyta; Magnoliopsida; Rosales; Rosaceae. The record is from RefSeq and is a predicted model, not a curated record.